Messenger RNA from Babjeviella inositovora NRRL Y-12698, 2830 nucleotides. RefSeq lists its product as uncharacterized. The coding region runs from base 47 to 2614 and encodes 855 amino acids. Lineage: Eukaryota; Fungi; Ascomycota; Pichiomycetes; Serinales. The record is from RefSeq and is a predicted model, not a curated record. The transcript has a single exon.
ACCAAACACGGCAAUUCUUUUGCUGCAAAGCCUUUGACGACUCGCAAUGAACCACACUGACGAGAAUCCGGGAUAUCUCCAGACAGACCCAAGGCCCGCGCCUAGAACCCCGGAACGCGUCCGUCCCGCUGACUUCGGGCCUGACUCGCAUGUGGCACCUCCUAGCCCAACGCUCUCUGAACCGCGAACCCCACGCGCGCCACCCAGCCCGACGUUAUCAGAAUCACCGGUCACAUCUCCGCGCUUAAGCGCGCUGGCCCCCCCCGUGCGCAAGAAGCGCGGUCCAUACAAGAAGAGCACGAAGAAGCGGAAACGCGCGUACACGACACCGCUCGAGAUGCCGAUGGAGCGGAAGGGGAACUGGGUCACCAAAUACAUGGUCCCUAGUUUGUUUGAGAAUCCGCGCCCGGUGAGCGAGGACUUCGAAGCGACGCUUUUCGGGCUCUACAGCGCUAAGCGCGCGCGCGUGAGCGUGAGGUACGGGGCGGAAGUCAAGGACACGAUGGCAGCCCUCGGGCGGGCGGCUGACGCAGCGCCGCUCGAGUUUAUGCCGCUCCCCACGACGCAGCGGAUUUUGUCGGAAUAUCUUCCAGGCGAUGUUCAGGAGUUCCCCUCGUGCCCUAAGGCAUGCUCAUUGUUUGUGGGUGAGUACGACGGCGAAAAGUGUACGGUAUGCGGAAUGGCAAAGGACCCGACAAUGUCGCUCAAGUACAACAAAAUCUCUGUCUGGGUACAGUCAAUGCUCGCGAACGCGCAGCUCGCGCCUCUUCUCCAUGCGCAUGAGUCGGAAGACGCGCGCGAUACUCAAACCGUCGACUCUUUCUACACUUCUGACACCUACCAUGAUUUGAAAGCUCUCAAGGACAAACACGGUACCGCAUACUACACGGACUUUACGGUCACGCUCAUGUUACAGAUGGGCGCGGGCCAGUGGUCGCCGCGGAGCAACUCACAGUUCUGGACCGUUUCGCUUAUCAACCUCAACCUCCCGGAAGCCCUCAGACAGAAGGAGGAACUUUCGCAUAUUCUCUUCUCUAUUGGCGGGUUCCCCGAGCGGUUGGAGCUGUACCUUUUACCGGUGCACGACGAGUUAGAAGAGCUCAGCGAGAACGGGUUCAUGACGUACGAUGCGUCGCUUGGGCGCGAGGUGCGGGUGCGGGUAGUGCUCGCAGGUGUCAGUGGCACUUUCCCCACGCUAUGCGUGCCGCACGGCGUGUGUCGUGAUUGCGGCUCGACGCGCCACACGCAGCGUAGUAGCGGCUGGCUUAAAUGCACAGCACACCUCCAUCGUCAGCUCAUGGAUGAAUCCCAGCAGACCAAUAAGAUCAGUGCAGCGGCGCUCGAUAACAGCGACGCUGGUACCGGCGCAUACGCGCCGCUUCUCGCGCUCCGAUCCAUCUCGCUGCGCUCAUUUGUGCCGGACCUCAAGCUCGUGCUUCACGAGCGGUGUAUGGGUGCGGUGCUCAACCUUCUCGGCGGGUUUCUGAACGCUCCGCUCCUCCCGUCACAGAGUGCCGAGGUGUUUGGGCCGACGUGUGAUGAGUGGUACGUCGUGCAAACGCGUCUCGCGCGUGCGAUGUGGCCCGCAGUUUUGGGGCCACUCCCCAAAUUAAGCGAAGCGUACUCCGCGGAGCACUUUGAUACCGCCUUGAUGCUUCUUCCGAUUAUCUUGGAGCACCUCUCGGUGUCGGAUGACCUCAAGGCGGUGCUCUAUGACUUUUGCGCCAUUGCACGGUACCUCCAAGCCCUGUCGUUGACCACAGAGAAGCUCCGGUUUUUAAAGUACACGGCAUUGCCACGGUUCGCGGCGAGGUUCGAGCGUGCAACGUGCCACUUCGGGGUUGAGUCGCUGCAGGGGCGCAUCCUGACGCUUCAGCUUUUGGGUGUGCCGUUCCAGCACUUGGACGCGCUUGUGGACGCAUACCUUGAGUUCGGGCCCCUUCGUGGCUACUGGGGCUACGGCAACGACCACCUUUGCGAGGUGGUUACGCGCACGCAGCGCCGUGUGAAGAAGCGCCAGUCAAUCGUCUACCGCACACCACUCCUCUCGCGAUACAACUUGCUCCGCAACAUUGGUCUUGUUUCGCCGACCUGGGACUAUUUCCGCUCCGAGACCGUCCAGAGCGGGAGUCUAGCAGACCCAAUCACGUUUGCCAGCAAGAAGUACCACUACCGCAUCGCCGCGGCGCUCAAGUACCUGCACCCAGAACACAAGCUGGUUAGGCGGAUUCUCGACACAGGGUUUGAUGUUACGGGCUAUGCUUCCGGCAUGACCGUGUUGAGGAACCAAACGGUACCACUCACUACGGACUCUGUGGUGAAGUUUGUGCGUGCGGGGCAGCAGGCGUUUGGUGUCGUGCGCGCGUUCGUCACGGUAAAGUUUGCAGAACAUAUAGAUUCAUUCUGUUUGGUUGAUGAGUACACUGACAUUUCGAUAAAGGGCCAUACCCUUGAGGAUGACGACCACGAGUUUCCUCUAUUUAGAUCGCGGAAGGACACACCGGAGGGCCUUAAGCCAGAAUGUCUCGAGUUAGACGAGAUCGUGCGGCCGAUGGGGGUGGUAUAUCUUCCGGGAGAGGAACAGCAGGACAUUAUGUAUUUCUUUCAAAAGUAAUAUCUUUGGUGCUGCUAAAGCUAUGGGUUCUCGGAGCAUGACUCAGGGGCGUGACUAUAGAUUUAUUUAGUGUCUGCGGUGUGCAAAUGAUACGACUAAAAUGAUGCCAUUAUUCGUGUGUAGCUCCAUUAGAUCUGAUCCUCAGUGGUUCCUUUAAUCGGACUUAACCCUUUUUCACAAAGUCGUACUUGUUCUGGAUACCAUGUGCUACCCCAC